Messenger RNA from Hipposideros armiger (great roundleaf bat), 9157 nucleotides. RefSeq names its product lysine demethylase 7A (gene KDM7A). The record is from RefSeq and is a predicted model, not a curated record. NCBI's taxonomy places the organism in Eukaryota, Metazoa, Chordata, Mammalia, Chiroptera, Hipposideridae. The transcript is spliced from 19 exons. The coding region runs from base 107 to 2653 and encodes 848 amino acids.
UUUAUUUUUUUUUUAUCUUAGCUGUGUUGGAGUAGAAGAACAUCAUGCUGUUGACAUUGACCUGUAUCACUGUCCCAACUGCGCAGUUCUACAUGGUUCCUCCUUGAUGAAAAAGAGGAGGAAUUGGCACAGGCAUGACUACACAGAAAUUGAUGAUGGUUCCAAACCAGUCCAAGCUGGAACUAGAACGUUUGUGAAGGAAUUACGUUCUCGAGUCUUCCCAAGUGCCGAUGAAAUCAUUGUGAAGAUGCAUGGCAGCCAGCUGACACAAAGAUAUUUGGAGAAACAUGGAUUUGAAGUACCUAUAAUGGUCCCCAAAUUAGAUGAUCUAGGACUCAGGCUCCCUGCACCUACUUUUUCUGUUAUGGAUGUGGAACGUUAUGUAGGUGGUGACAAAGUGAUAGAUGUCAUUGAUGUGGCAAGGCAGGCAGACAGCAAAAUGACACUUCACAAUUAUGUUAAAUACUUCCUGAAUCCUAACAGACCAAAAGUGUUAAAUGUGAUCAGCCUUGAAUUUUCAGAUACAAAGAUGUCUGAAUUGGUGGAGGUCCCUGACAUAGCCAGAAAACUUUCCUGGGUGGAAAAUUACUGGCCGGACGACUCAGUCUUUCCCAAGCCGUUUGUUCAGAAAUACUGCUUAAUGGGAGUUGAAGACAGCUACACAGAUUUCCACAUUGACUUUGGAGGAACUUCAGUUUGGUACCAUGUCCUCUGGGGUGAGAAGAUUUUUUAUUUGAUAAAGCCAACAGGUGAAAACUUGGCACUCUAUGAAGCUUGGAGUUCAUCUGUGACCCAGAGUGAGGUGUUCUUUGGUGAUAAGGUGGAUAAAUGCUACAAGUGUGUGGUAAAGCAGGGACAUACCUUAUUUGUUCCUACAGGGUGGAUUCAUGCUGUGCUCACUUCUCAGGACUGUAUGGCUUUUGGGGGGAACUUCCUGCACAACCUGAACAUCGGCAUGCAGCUCAGGUGUUAUGAGAUGGAAAAAAGGCUGAAAACACCAGAUCUUUUCAAAUUCCCUUUCUUUGAAGCCAUAUGUUGGUUUGUAGCCAAAAACUUGCUGGAAACCCUGAAAGAACUGAGAGAAGAUGGUUUCCAGCCUCAAACUUACCUAGUACAGGGCGUGAAAGCACUGCAUACUGCUUUAAAACUAUGGAUGAAAAAAGAACUUGUAUCUGAACAUGCCUUUGAAAUUCCAGACAAUGUUAGACCUGGACAUCUUAUUAAAGAACUUUCUAAAGUAAUUCGAGCAAUAGAGGAGGAAAACGGCAAACCCGUUAAAUCUCAGGGAAUUCCUACUGUGUGUCCAGUUUCAAGAUCCUCAAAUGAAGCAACUUCCCCAUACCAUUCCCGACGAAAGAUGAGGAAACUUCGAGAUCAUAAUGUUCGAACUCCUUCUAACCUAGACAUCCUGGAGCUCCACACAAGGGAGGUCCUCCGAAGAUUAGAGAUGUGUCCGUGGGAAGAGGACAUCUUGAGCUCUAAACUGAAUGGAAAAUUCAACAAACAUCUCCAGCCAUCUUCCACGGUACCUGAAUGGAGAGCGAAAGAUAAUGAUCUACGAUUACUGCUGACAAAUGGGAGAAUAAUUAAAGAUGAAAGACAACCCUUUGCAGAUCAAAGUCUUUAUACAGCAGAUAGUGAAAAUGAAGAGGAUAAGAGAAGGACAAAAAAGGCAAAAAUGAAGAUAGAAGAGAGUUCAGGAAUAGAGGGGGCGGAGAAUGAAGAAUCUCAAAAACCACUUAACAGGUUUUUUACAAGUGUGAAAUCAGAACUCAGGAAUCGAUCAUCAGAAUAUUCUGAUAUUUCUGAUUCAGAAGACUCUGGACCUGAUUACACUGCACUGAAAAAUAAUUUUACCACUGAAGAGUCUGAAAGUUCAGGUGAUGAAAAGAAACAAGAAAUAACAUCAAACUUUAAGGAGUCUAAGGUGAUGAGGAACUUCCUUCAAAAGAGCCAGAAGCCAUCCAGAAGUGAAAUUCCAAUUAAAAGGGAAUGUCCUACCUCCACGAGCACAGAGGAAGAAGCUAUUCAGGGCAUGCUGUCUAUGGCAGGGUUGCACUAUUCCACAUGUUUACAAAGGCAGGUCCAAAGCACAGACUGCAGUGGCAAAAGAAACGCUCUCCAGGACCCCAGCAGCUACCACAGCAGUAACCACGAGGUUAGGCAGCUGUAUCGCUAUGAUAAACCAGUGGAAUGUGGAUACCAUGUCAAGACUGAAGAUCAGGACUUGAGGAGUUCUUCUUGGAUUAAACAAUUCGAUACAACUUCCAGAUUUAAUUUUCAGGAUCUAAAUAGAAGCCAGAAGUGCAUCAAAAAGGAAGGUUCAUCAGAAAUGAGUCAGAGAGGACAAAGUAGGAAUUCUGUGGACAGCAGUGGUUCAAACCCUCAGAAUGGAAAGUAUAUGCAGAACUCAAGCUCGCUUUCGGGGCCGUGCCAGAUGAGUAAUGGCAGUGGAAGCCCAGAGAGGCCGCUUGCUGAAACUUCCUUUUCAGUGCCCCUUCACCCCACCAAGAGACCUGCAUCAAAUCCCCCGCCUAUCAGCAACCAGGCAACGAAAGGUAAACGUCCAAAAAAGGGAAUGGCAACAGCCAAACAGCGCCUUGGGAAGAUCCUUAAGUUGAACAGAAAUGGCCAUGCACGUUUUUUUGUGUGACGGAGCUGCUGUUGGGGCCACUCUUCCCUUUGGAGACCAGUCUCGGGGGUGCGGGCGCCUGGAGCUCCCGUGGUGCGUGUACAGUAGAGAACACUGCCUGAAGAACAAAAUGAACCUGAUGCUGCAUUUUCACUGUGCCACACCCACUCAGCAAUAACCAUUUGGACCUGGUGGGGGAGAGGAAGAAGGAGGGUAGAACCUUAAAAGGAGACCUUGAACUGGAAAGGGUCUCUUGUCAGGGCUUGAAUUUCAUUUUGUUGUUGGUAGUGUCUUGAUUUAUUUUCAGUGGUAGGGUAAAAAAUUAUCAAUAAUUUAUUUAACAGAUUUUUUUUUAAAGUUAACAGCUUUUAAAUUCUUUCUUUUUUAAAGCUAUUUAUUUGGAAGAUUUCUGGAGAAAUAUCUCACUAAUUUAGAUUUAAGAAUGUGAAGGUUUUUAAAUUAUUUUUGAUAGUGUGUGUGUUACAUGUGGGGAAGAGCCACGGUAACCGUAACUAGUCUGGACUCUUAAAUUUGAUAUUCAGGUUAAAGUCUUAAACAGGGAUUUGAUGCAUUAAUUAUUUUAAAUUAAGAUGUAUAUGAAAAUCAUUUUAUUUUAUAUAUUUCAUGUUUUUUAUAAGCUAUUAGCUUCGCUUUUGCUAACAUCCAAGGUGCAUACUGUUAUCCAGGUUGACCUUACAUCCCACCUUCCCCUCUGCACUCCCCGACGGUUGUGACGUCACAACAAGACUCUUCUCUUUGCAGGGAAACACUUUCAUAGCCGAUGUGUAAGAGCCACAUAAAAGACCCCAUAUUGCUCAUUUCAUUUGACAUUGCGAUUUUCUUCUAAAUAUAAAAAAGGCUUCUUGCAUUUUCAUUUUUGCCGAUGAUAUCUGGGUCCCAAAGAGAACAGCUUUAAUAUCUUUUUCCUACUUGUGGGAAAAAUAUUAUAAGUUUGGUUAAAUUGCCAUAUUUGUAGUUUUUCAAAUACAUUUGUAACUACAGAGGGCCUUCUUCAUACUGCUGGUGUUGGAAGGCAGGGCCAACACCUGCCACAGAGGUUAUAUUUUACAACACUUUUAUUCUGUGUACCUAAUUUGUUGGAAAAUAUGGUUUGACUUAGUUUAUUCAAAUCUGCAUAAUAAGCCGUAAUAUAAUAGGACUAUACUAUAUUAAUUGUAUAGAAGCAAGCAUGUUGGAGUAGAUAUUUUGUGGUGUGUGUGUGUGUGUUUAGUUUUUUAUUUCUUAACUUUCUAUAGAAUUAUUUAAGACAUGGAUUUGGAGUAAAAUGGGUGCUUCUUGCAGUUUCUUCCAUCUGUCCUAACUUAGCCAGUGUAUUUGAGGAUAAGUAUCUGGUUGAUCUUUAAGGUAAUCAUUAUCCCCUUAAUUCACAAUGUUUACUAAAUGCCAGUUGCUAAUAAUAGCUAAUAUUUUUCUUUGUUCCCCCAUGGCAUAAAAAUAAAUGAUUUCUGGGAGUGGGGUGGAGAUACUUCCAAUGCUGACAAUAGAGCAUUUUACAAGUUCCUACAAAGAAAACAUAGACAAAUAAGAUCAAAUUUAUUUUUAUGGAGAAGAAAUAUGGCCAUAUUAUGGACGUGCUUUUUUUACUCAGCAAGGACUUUCCCUUCUGUAUUAAGUAUCACAUGUAGCACUAAGAAAAAGAAAUACACCGUCAUCUUUCAUGGUUGCAUUCAAAUGUGUAUUUUCAAAGAGAUAUUUCUUACUCUGUCUUCAUUCCAGUAUUUCAUGGAAUAAAUCUGAAACAGCUUAUGAAUUAGCCUUUUUUGGUCCAAGUGACUGGACCAAAGUCUGGAUCUUUCUGGUGUCAGGAAGAAUUUUUAUGGAAAUACUAAAUGUCUAUAAGUGGCCUACUUAAACUCUGUCUACAUUAUGCCAAAACCAGUUAAGAGAUGAGUACAGUCAGUCAUUUGAUUGGUCAUCAGAUCUCAAAACGUCAAAAAUUUGUGUCUGACUGAUAAUCCCACCUUCCCCACACAAUAUAUUACUGUGAUGUUUUGGUUUUCUGUAGACACCGUUUUAAUAUUACAGUACAUAUGUUUUUGUCUUGGUUUAAGAAAUAAGAGUUGCAAUUUCUUUUUUUCAGUUACAUCAUGAUCUGGGUGUUCUUUUUUGUUUUCUUCACAUUUUUCACAGCUCUAAGUAUUUCUAAUUACCUGACUUUUUUCUUUAGCUAUAAAAAUUAAAAUGAAACAAUUUAUUUUUAUGAAUUAAAAUUGUGGCCAGUAUCCACCCUGUGUACUUAGCCUGGUAAAUAGUAAAUUUAAGUAGCCGGUAUGAGGAACUUUUAAGUGAAGGUACUGUGGAUUAAUUUUUGGCAGUUUUAGCCCACUAACUGGCUAAGUUAAAAAAAACUUGCGGUAAGGUAAUAAAUACAACCACUAAAACAGAAUACAUGUAUCUUUUUCUGAAUUGAUAAAAAUUCAGCCACUGAUCCAGUGACUUUCCUAGUCUUGUGAAGUUACUGGCUGUGAUGCAUCCCUUUCUCUCAUGGAAAUGACUGAACUUUUGAGGUGACUGCAGCCAGUAUCUGGACUCAACUGUAACAAACAACCUUUCGUCUUCCUUCUGUCUCAUUUAUAAACAAUACUACUGUAUAGAUACUGCAACUUAGACAGGAAGACAGCAGUAGCAGUGGUGGCAUUUAGCUAGUUAUAAGCAAAUACCAUUAUAUAAAACAAUUAUGAUUUAAUAUAUGCAAUUUUAAUUGUAGGUAAUAAUUUUCCUGUAUUGAUUCAAAUAAGUGACUUCUGUUAACCUGGGAUCCACUGUACUGUAAUUCAUACUGUCACAUAAUAUCAUGUUCUCCAGUGUUGAUUAAUGCUGUAAACAGUACAGAGCUGGCAUUUAUAAUAGUUCAGUAUCCUAGAAAUGCAUUGAACUUCAUAAGCAUCAGUUAAUUUUUAAAGCAUACAAAAUUGAAAAUUCUGAUUGAAAUCAUGUUAUAAACUCAGAGAAAACAAGCCCAUCUUUAUUAUUAAAUACAUAGCUUGAAUAGUGUUCUAGUUUUUAAUAAUCCUAAUUCCCUUUUUAAUGAACUCUACUGUAUUUAUUCAGAUGAGAUCAGCAGGUAUUUAUCAGACACCUACUAUGUGCCCAGCACUACUUAGUACUGUGGGGAAAUACAAAGUUGAAGUGUGGUCUCUGCCCUUGAAGCUACCUUCUCCAGGAAAUAAGCAGUAUUAUUUUCACUUCAAAGCAAACUUAAGCAAAGAGGGCGCAUUUGUUUAAAAAAAAAAAGCAUAACUUUAUUAGUUUUAACUGAAAUAUAUACUAUGCUACUGUAGAAGUGGAAGUAAAAAAUAUUUUAAUUAAAAAAAUUGUAAAAAGCAUUUCAAAAGUUAAUUUAUUGUUGGUAAGAGAGUCAUGGUUUAACAUGGAAGAGAGCAGAAGACCUGGAUUUUUGUCAAAGCUCUGCCAUUUAUGUAUCAGCGGUGUGACCUUGAGUAAGCCACUUAUUCUUUCCACGUCUUAGUUUUCUCAUUUAUAAGUUUGGAGAAAAAUGCAGUUAAGAAAAACAUAGAAAACCAUUCCCUAACUUAUUAACACUUUAUACUUGCAGAUAAUUUAUCAUUAUUUAAAUUACAACUGAAAGUUAAUGAAUACACAUUUAUAUGCAUUUUAAAAUGAAAACUAUUACUUACAAAAUUUGUUUUAUGUCAAAUAUAUGCCUAGAGCAUGCUACCUAAAAAAUAUGAAGAAUCUCUAAAAAGGUGCUGAAUUUAAAGUCAGAAAUAGUGCUUGAAGUGAAAGGAGAAGUGGAAUAGUUUAUGGAUAAGAGUGAGACUGUUUAUCCUCAAGUAAUCAUUAAGGUUAUUUAAAGUGAUUGAAAGAUAGUUUUAGAUUUUUCUCAAAGAGGAAUUAGGAUGGUACUGCUCCUGGGGUACUCUUCAGGCAUGGAAUUAAAAUGAUGCAGCAACAACCCAUGGAACUAGGGGGUAAAAUAAGGUGGUUCCAAAGAUGGGAAUCAACAGGCAGCUCAGCGCUGGCUAAGAACGACUUGCUGGGUAGAAAGAGAAACCACUGUGGCAGCAUAGGAAAGGAGAGUGAUAGGACAUCUUCAAAACUGAAGAUACUUUCAGCCUUUUUCAGGAGAUGCUCUCUAUAGUGACAAGACUACCCCACAAAGAGUUCACCAGUGACCGUAAAGCCCAGUAUGCUGCUGCCAGAAGUAACUAUUGCAGCGUGUCAGCAUUUUACAAUUACACAUUGAGACGAGGGCUUCAUAAUGUCACUCAGAAAAGUUCUCAGAAAUUCAUUUGUUCUCAUUAAAUAUUAAGCAAAUUGCUCCCUCCAAAAAGAGAAGCUAAAAUCACCAGUCAUUUUCGGAUGCUCUAGACCUAGACCUUCAUUUUAAGCAAUCUUGAGGAGGUUAAGCCUCAGAUCUUUAGCUGACGAAAAAAAAUGUCACCGAUAAGUAAAGGAGACAAAUGAAACCCAGGUAGGGCAGUGAUUCAGCUGGGGUCCCAGUGGAUCCCAGACCUCACCCUAUCACAUGCUUCCUACCACCAGCCCUGUUCAUAGGCAGCCCCUAUGCAGCCUCUGCUCGUCCUGUGGUGGAUGGUGUUGAAACGCUUACUAGAAGCCAGGUGGAAAGAAAGGGGAAGUAGUAACAUACUGCAUUGCUGUUGGACUAAAGUGAUUUUAAUACUGUAGCCUUACUAAAAUCCCUGCCCUUAAUUUCAUUUGUUUUUCAGUGAACAUCAUGCCAUUAGUCAAAUAUUUGAUAUUCCUUACAUAAAUACAUUUUUUAAAUUAGGAUUAAAAGCAAAUGCCUGUUUCCAAAGCAAUUAGCUUAUCGUGAUUGACUGUGGUUUUAUUCUUUUAUAGUAUUUUUUCCCCUCUUUAAUGGGUAGGGGAAAAUAACACUCAUUUUUACCUGCAUUCUACCCCUCAGAGUCUCCCUCUUUACCUUUGGUGCCCUCUCUAGUGUCCUAAAGCUUUGUCUUAACAAGUACAACAUUAAAUUUUAUGUUAAAACCUUUUUGAAACUGUAUUCAGUGAUUCUUCCAACAAGUUUAUCUGUUCUGCACUAUUUCACUAAUAAACCCUGGCUACCACGUAGCCCUUGACCUCCAAGUAGUUUGCCUAUGCAAGACCUGUGACAUUCUGAAUUCACUUUUCCUUGUUUCAGAAAGCAGUCCUAAGUGGAACUUACUCAUACAGAUAAUCCUUGCCUCCACCCCCUUUUAUUUUGGCCAUUUCCUUUGCAAAAUGUCAGCUAUUUUCCCCCCAAGAUUUUUCACCAAAACAAUGAUCAUAAGUGCUGGAAUAUAUAAUAUUUUGCAGGAAUAAAACAACCCAGACAUACUCUUAUAUUUCUGUGGUAGAUUUUGGUUGGUAAUGGUUACCAGCAUUAAGUGGACUAUAGAAUGAGGAGUUAAUUUCUUGCCUAGAAUCAUUUCUUCCCUCUGAUUCAUAAGUAACCUUUUAUUUUUACAAAGCCUACAUAUAACUUCCACAUUAUAGUCAGGGACCUGUGGUGUAACUUGCUAAGGGAACCCCCAGGUUAUUUUAUCUUGCUAAAGAAACCUAAACCAAACUAAGGGCCUUACAUUUAUGGUUAGACUGAAUCAAAAGCUAUAACCUCAAUUUUUCCCCAAACAGCUUCUGACUGCAAAAGCAAGUCAUGCAGUUGUUAGGUAUAAAAUAGCACUGAUCAGGAAAUGCAUUUGCAUCUUUGCAGACGGUAUUUCCUUCCGAAAACACUUUUCUACUUUUAAUAUAAAUUAAGCCAUAACAGUUUGAUGCUGUGGAAAGAGGGUGAAAAGGUUCAUUUGAAGAGAUUAUAUAUGAAUUUUCACAUUUACUGUGAAAUGUCUAACUUUGCCAGUGCUUCAGCAGGUUUUUUUUUUGGUGGGGAGGGGUAGAGGGAGGUGAUAGGGAGGGGUAGUAUUGAUUUUAGGGGUUUCAAAUCUGUGAAAUUUGAAAAGGGGACAGUUGUUGGCUAUGGUAUUUACUAGUUUUGUAGUAAGGUUUUGCUAGCCUGACUGACUUUCCUUAAGUGAUGUUUAUGCCCAUGGUCCAUGGUGACUGUUCCCCUUUCUUGUUGGGGGUGUCUGCGGAGUAGUGUCUUGUCUGUAUAGGCAGUCAGUGCGUAAGCACACGUGUGUCCUUUCAAGACAGAAGUACACUGUGUGACUACGGAGCGGGGUGUGGCUGGGAAGUGGGAUGCUGAAGCUUUAAGAGCAAUUUUUUUCCGAUUCAUAACAGUAUUUCCCAUCUUUUGCCUGCAGGCAGGGAAAGUGUACAGUAUUUAUUUUGUUUCUGUUUUAAAUUUGUAAGUCUUUAAAUAGCUUAUGUUGGUUAUUAGAGGGGAGGACAAGUGACUUGUUUAAAGUGUAUUUGGUAUUCUUUCCAAUUUCUGUAUUUUGAAAUAUUGAAAUUAAAAUUGUAUUACUUCUGUUUUGAUUUUUUUAGCGCUCAGUGUAUUUUUGGCUCAUUUUGUUUGAAAGUAUAAAUGUUGAAAGUUGUAUAAAAUGUGUCUUCGAAAGAAAAAUUUGAAUUCUA